AUGCAGCUCAUGGAGUUCUUCUACGGCGUGACCAUGGCGGCUCGCGUGGCCUACUCCUCUCUCUUCGCUGGUCAGCCCGGCGCUACCAGGCGCUGGCGGCCCCGCUGGCCGUGCUCCUGGGCCCAGCGCUCCUCUGGCCAGCUCUGCGUCUCCGUGGGCCACGUGCCCUACCUCACGCUGCACCACGCCUCCCUGGGCUUCCUCUUCCCCUGCUCCCUGGCGCUCUUCCUCAAGCCAGGCGCCCUCUUCUUCAACGGCCCGGGGGGGGGGCCCUCGCCCCGGGCUGGACGCAUGCGGCCGGGGCCGGGGCCGGCCGAGGGGGCCGGGCCGGGGCCCCGCCUGCUGGCUGCCUGCAAGGACUCCACGCUGGUGCGCAUGCUCCUGGAGCUGGGGAGCGUGGCGCGCACGCCGCGGCUGCGCCUCUGGUCCCUCUGGUGGGUGUUCAACUUCUCCGGCUACUACCUAAUCAUCUACUACGUGCACAUCCUGUGGAGCGACACGGACGGCUCCAAGGUCUACAACGGGGCCGUGGACGCCGCCGCCACCUUGAUGGAGGGCCUAGCGGCCUUGGCCUUGGGCGUGCGGAUCCGCUGGGCGCUGUGGUCGGAGCUGCUGAUCGGGGCCGUGACGGGCCUGCAGGCCGGCCUGGUCCUGCUCAUGUACAGCACCCGCAACAUCUGGCUCUGCUACGCGGCCCUCGUCUUCUUCAGGGGCUUCCACCAGUUCCUGGUGCCCAUCGCCACUUUCCAGAUCGCCUCGUCGAUGACCAAAGAGCUGUGCGCCCUGGUGUUCGGGGUCAACACCUUCCUUGCCACCAUCCUGAAGACCGUGGUGACUAUCAUCGUGGCGGACAAGAGGGGCCUCGGGCUCCCCGUCCGCUCCCAGUUCCAAGUCUACUUCGGGUACUUCACGGUGCUGGCCGUGGCCUACUUCUUGGGAGCUGUGUACACGGCUGUGAGGCACUGUCGGCAGAGCGGCUCCCGCAGCUUCCCCUUGGCGACCGAGCUGGGAAGCCCCGCGGAGGCGCCAGAGAAGGUGCAGAACCCUGAGGAGGAUGGCGUCGACAGCGUCCGGGCCUGAUCGGAGACGUCGGGGGCAGGAGGACGAUGGCGCGUGUUUGGCACCGGCCCUGCCAGUGACACGCCCCUGCUCGCCGUUCCUCCCGCCCGACCUGUGCGGGAAGGGGGUCCGAGCACACGGCCGCAGCCCCGGUCAGUCCAGGAUCACGUCACAGGCACCUUAGGAACCGGGGCUGGAGCACGGGCCACAUUAGGUGGACGUCUUUGUCCUGCUUCCAAACCACGGAGAAUCCCUUUUCCCCCAUUUGAUUAAGAACCAGUCUUGCCCGGCCCAUGCCAAGAUGCCACGCUGAGCCUCGGCUGCCUGACCGGACCAGCCGGACUGGAGAACCAGACGGACCGAGUGCCCAAGUUGUUGCCCGCUGUGCCCAAGGCUUUGCCCUCCACGUCCGAGAUGUUGCCUGCCGUGCCCAAGGUGUCGCCCGCCCCUCCGGCAGGGAGGCCGAGCCCAACCUGAGACAAUCACAGUAGGAAUCUCCCCCUGGGCCCCAGGUGUUCUCACGGCCCACACGUGGACACAUCCACACAUUCUCACGCACACACACUCGCACACUCAUUUACAUUCAUUUGUAUUAUUCCUGCACGCAGGCACACACACACACACACACACACACACACACACACAUACACACAUUUGCUCACUGAACACCAGAAAGGAGACCCCCUUGAGUCCUUCUCGUGCCCAUGAACACAAGCAGGAUUUCCCGUAAGUGGGGGACCCUCCGGAAGGGCAGCGUCGCACCCUUUCCCUGCCCCGUCCCGGCCUCCCCGCCCGCUGCACCAGCUGUCGUCGGCCAGGAACCGUGGGGGCUCCCUGGGCGCCCCACCACUCAGGCCUCCAGGAAAA
Molecule: messenger RNA, 1926 nt
Organism: Sarcophilus harrisii (Tasmanian devil)
Lineage: Eukaryota; Metazoa; Chordata; Mammalia; Dasyuromorphia; Dasyuridae
Gene: SLC19A1
Product: solute carrier family 19 member 1
Biological process (GO): folate transmembrane transport
Cellular component (GO): apical plasma membrane; plasma membrane; basolateral plasma membrane
Molecular function (GO): folate:monoatomic anion antiporter activity; folic acid binding
Source: RefSeq, a predicted model, not a curated record